UCUCACAGAAGCGCUGCUCUUUCUUUCUCAUUUCAUGGGAGAUAUUCAUCAGUGGCUUUCAAAUCCAGGGAGGAUCACAGGAAACAGAUGGAACUUGAAGAAGCCCGAAAAGCUGGGCCUGCUCCUGCAGAAGUUGAUGAAGAUGGAAAAGAAAUUAAUCCACAUAUUCCUCAGUAUAUGUCAUCUGCUCCUUGGUAUCUCAAUGCAGAGAGACCUAGUUUAAAACAUCAAAGGAAAUGGAAGUCAGAUCCAAAUUACACAAAGUCAUGGUAUGACAGAAGAGCAAAAAUAUACCAAGCUGAUAAGUACAGAAAGGGUGCAUGCGAAAACUGUGGAGCUAUGACACACACAACCAAGACAUGCAUGGAGAGGCUACUUAAGCUAAGGGCAAAAUGGACAAGUAAAAACAUAGCACCAGAUAAGAAAAUAGAGACUUUUGAGCUUGAUUAUGAUGGAAAAAGAGACAGGUGGAAUGGGUAUGAUGCAACAUCUUAUGCUCAUGUGAUUGAACGAUAUGAAGCUCGUGAUGAAGCUAAAAAGAAAUUCUUGAAAGAUCAUCAACUCAAGAAGUUAGAGGAAAAGGGUAACACUCAAAAUGUGGAAGAAGUUGUUAGUGAUGAUGAAGAUAAUGAAGAAACUUUGGUCUUGGAGGCCCUCUCUCAGAUUAAAACACUGACAUUAUUGCAUUAAAGAACUACAUAGAUGCUCAGUAUUAUGGUGAGAUUGGUAUUCAAUAUGGAACUGGAGCUAUCUCUGGUAUCUUUAGCCAAGAAUCUGCCCAAUUUGGUGAUCUUGUUGUUAAAGAACAUGAUUUUAUAGAGGCAACAAAAGAACCUGCAUCACUUUCUUCGCAGCCAAGUUUGAUGGUAUUCUUGGCCUUGGAUUUCAAGAAAUCUCUGUUUGAAAUGUUGUUCCUGUGUGGUAGUUUUCUUGCCCCUUAAUUGAUACUUAACUUAAACAGGACAUAUAUAAAUCAGCGUUUCUUUGAGUUAUUUCUAACAGAGGUGGCUUAAUAUGUUAGUGUCAUUUCUAAAUAAAGGGUAAAAUGGUAAUUUACUUAGAUUCAGAUUGUUAAUUAAGAUAUUUGCAUACCCUAUUAGGUAAAACAUGGUAAAUAAAGGUCUUGUUCCAGAACCCACAUUUUCUUUUUGGUUUAAUCGCAAUGCUGACGAGGAUGAAGGGGGUGAACUUGUGUUUGGUGGGGUCAAUCCUAAUCAUUUUAAGGGCAAACACACAUAUGUACCUGUGACUCAAAAGGGUUAUUGGCAGGAUUUUGCAAUGAUGGUUGUGCAACAAUUGCAGAUUCUAGAACCUCUUUGUUGGCAGGUCCAACGGGGGUAACCAGAAUAGAGUAAGUGGACAAGCAUUGGAGUUCAAUCAACUGAACAUACAUGCAUGGGAAGCAUUUGAGAAGGGAAAUGAUGUCCAUAUGCAAGCUGCUCCUUCACAAGCUGAAUUGUUGUAUAAGAAUUAUAAAGUGAAGAAAUAGAAGCUGAAAUCUCAAGUGAAGGAGCAGCUUGACGAGGCUGCCGACGAGGCUCUUCCAAGAGAGCUUUUAUUGGGCCAAAGUGAAAGAGAAGUUGAAUAUGAUCGUGCUGGAAGAAUCAUCAAAGGCCAUGUAUUUUUAUAUUUUAUAUUUUCAUUAAAUUACAAAUUUUGGUAUGAAUAUAACUAAAAAACUGUUGUUUUAUUGUAAAGUUAUUUGGGUUUUAAUACUAUGUUCAAUGAAAUUCAUUUUAGGGUUAAUCUCAUAAAAGGCCUUAUAUUUUUUGUU
Messenger RNA from Lactuca sativa (garden lettuce), 1774 nucleotides. RefSeq names its product pre-mRNA-splicing factor SLU7. NCBI's taxonomy places the organism in Eukaryota, Viridiplantae, Streptophyta, Magnoliopsida, Asterales, Asteraceae. Gene Ontology annotation, cellular component: spliceosomal complex. Gene Ontology annotation, molecular function: pre-mRNA 3'-splice site binding. The record is from RefSeq and is a predicted model, not a curated record. Gene Ontology annotation, biological process: mRNA splicing, via spliceosome.